AUGCAGCUGUCUCCUCAUGCCGCUGUCUCACCUUCUCGCCAGGUGGGGAUCGUGGGCAGAUCGGGGGCCGGGAAGUCCUCCCUCAUGCUGGGACUCUUCCGCAUCGUCGAGAAGGCGAGCGGGAGGAUCGCGAUCGACGGCGUGGACAUCGGCCGGAUCGGCCUCCACGAUCUGCGCUCGCGCCUCACGAUAAUUCCCCAGGACCCUGUGCUGUUCUCUGGGAGCCUCCGCUCCAACCUGGAUCCUUUCGAGAAGCAUUCGGACGAGGAGGUGUGGAGGGCGCUGGAGCUGUCGCACCUCAAAGCCUUCGUGAAGGGACUCCCGCAGGGCCUUCAGAAUCCCGUUGCAGAAGGAGGACAGAAUUUCAGCGUCGGCCAGAGGCAACUGGUCUGCCUCGCCAGGGCGCUCUUGAGGAAGACCAGAAUCCUUCUCCUGGAUGAGGCAACGGCCGCGGUCGAUCUGGAGACGGACGAACUCAUCCAGGAAACGAUUCGGAGGGAAUUCCGGAACUGCACGGUCCUCACGAUCGCGCACCGGAUCAACACCGUCCUGGAUUACGACAAGGUCCUGGUCCUGGACGGCGGAGAAACGCGGGAAUUCGGCUCGCCGGCGGGCCUGCUCCGGGAUUCGCGGUCCGCGUUCGCGGCGCUGGCGCGGGACGCCCGCGUCCCGUGAUUCUCGUUUAUAAAUUUAUAAUUAAAUAAAUAUGAUAAUUUUUU
Darwinula stevensoni is the source of this 719-nucleotide messenger RNA. Lineage: Eukaryota; Metazoa; Arthropoda; Ostracoda; Podocopida; Darwinulidae. The record is from the annotation of a GenBank genome assembly.